UUUUAUGCGUUCCAGGACGACCGUUACCUCUACAUGGUGAUGGAGUACAUGCCCGGCGGAGACCUGGUCAACUUGAUGAGCAACUAUGACGUCCCUGAGAAGUGGGCCCGCUUUUACACCGCCGAGGUGGUGCUGGCUCUGGACGGGAUCCACGCCAUGGGAUUCAUACACAGGGACGUGAAGCCUGAUAACAUGUUGCUAGACAAAGCAGGCCACUUGAAGUUGGCAGACUUUGGGACCUGUAUGAAAAUGAACAAGGUAGCUAUCGCACUAGCCUUCCAACGCACCGUGACUGAUAAUGAGAAGUUAAUUGACACUAUCACCCUGUAG
Salvelinus sp. IW2-2015 is the source of this 330-nucleotide messenger RNA. RefSeq names its product rho-associated protein kinase 1-like. The record is from RefSeq and is a predicted model, not a curated record. Gene Ontology annotation, biological process: regulation of cell junction assembly; actomyosin structure organization; cortical actin cytoskeleton organization. The transcript has 2 exons. NCBI's taxonomy places the organism in Eukaryota, Metazoa, Chordata, Actinopteri, Salmoniformes, Salmonidae. Gene Ontology annotation, molecular function: Rho-dependent protein serine/threonine kinase activity; ATP binding. Gene Ontology annotation, cellular component: cytoskeleton; cytoplasm; cytoplasmic stress granule. The coding region runs from base 34 to 330 and encodes 98 amino acids.